Messenger RNA from Synchiropus splendidus (mandarinfish), 7959 nucleotides. RefSeq names its product tet methylcytosine dioxygenase 2 (gene tet2). Gene Ontology annotation, biological process: positive regulation of transcription by RNA polymerase II; myeloid cell differentiation; oxidative demethylation. The record is from RefSeq and is a predicted model, not a curated record. The coding region runs from base 468 to 5768 and encodes 1766 amino acids. Lineage: Eukaryota; Metazoa; Chordata; Actinopteri; Syngnathiformes; Callionymidae. Gene Ontology annotation, cellular component: nucleus. The transcript is spliced from 10 exons. Gene Ontology annotation, molecular function: DNA 5-methylcytosine dioxygenase activity.
AGUGUUCACUAUUGUGUACGGCUGAGGGAAGAAGAAAAAGAGAGGAGGGAGCAAAGAGGAGGGGGGGUGAAAACCUGUCCCUUUGUGCGGGAAAGACUCAGCAGGAAAGUGAUUUUGUUAUUACUCCAGUUUGCCAGGGAAGCAGGGAUCAUUCCCUGGACCUGCAUGCACAUUUUGUCCGGCCGGCGAGCCUCUACUGCACGACCGGUGGAGGCUUCUUCUCAGGCCGACCGACGACCAGAGCCCGGCUUCUGCUGAUGAUGAGAGUCUACGUCAGGCGGCUUGCCAUGAAUAUUGAUGUGGAGGAUAGUCUAUUUCAUAGAAGAACAGAAGGAGGCAAGAUGGCUGCCCUUUAGGAUUUGUUAAAGAGGAGAUCCAGACGGUUUAUGGGAAUUUCUACAAAGUGGAGGGACGUAAACAGAGGACGCACAGAGGGCAGCCCUUUGAAUGGACUCUGAGCAGACCAGAUGGAAACAGAACAGCCCCGACAUGAGACGGAAGAAAAUCUGAUAUUGGCACAAUUUGAAAAAUCUCACAGUAUCUCUGGGAAACUCCAAAAUGGACACCCAUCCUCAAAGGAAAAUUCAUUCCACCUAACUGCGGAUACAAACUGGAGCUCUUACAAGACCAGCACAUCCAUCAACUCCAUAAAACGGAACAGGGAGAAUUGCAGCAGCCCUGCUUCCGGACAAGGGCUACAUUCCUUUACAAUGAACGGGGAAUUGGUAAACGGUGAAUUAAAGAAUGCAUUCACCGAUGAGUCCUUCUUGACCAAUCACCCCAAAAAAUUAAGAGCAGAUCCGCUACUACCAGGAAGGGAUGAAAAUGGCAUGUCUGAGUUGGACAACUGCCCUGAGAUGACAAAAGAAACAGCAUUUCGCGAAAAUGCGGAACAUGCAGAUAUUUUGUUAGACAAGCCUAACUAUAUUUUCCCAAACGGAGACAUCUACCAUUCGUCAAGGAAUAAAACAAUUCCAGCUCCCAACAGGGCCGUGCCAGCAACCUCAACAAUAGAAAGCACUCCUGGUGACCUGUUAGAAAAAACUUUGUCUCAGUAUUAUCCUGAGCAGGUGUCAAUUGCACCACAAACGUCUGGGUCACAAAUAGAUGCAGUCAAUGGCUCUGUGAUAAACAGGCUGCCCAAUGAAGGUGCUCAGCCCCAUUCUCUGACCUCAGGACCACACAGUUCAGCUACGAUACCAAAUUCGCAACAGAAGCAGUCUGGUGUAUCUGUAAAGGACGACAAAGGAAUUCAUUACAAUUCCGAUAACUGUGUUGUAAAUGGAUACUCUGACAAUUAUGGAGCAACCAACCACCAGCAACAACGGCACCAGCCUCCCCCUUCCUAUCCCAGUCAAGACCCAACGCCACAAUCUCAAAAUAUAUCCAAGGACUCGCACCAAAAUGGAAAUGGCCCACAGUUCUUUUCAGGGGAUAUCAAUGUUCUCGGUAUUUGCGAUGGCGCAAGCCGGGGCUUUGAGCAUCCAUUUCCUGACCUCAGUGUGCCUCAACAAUCUGCAGCUGGUGGACGUGGUCCCUUUCCACAGAGUAUAAAUAAGGUGCACAGUGAUGAACUCGGCUCCCUUCCACAUCAAGGAAACAGCAUUGGUCUCCAAUAUCAGAUGCAACAAAACCCCGGGAACCCACAUUUAACUGCUGGUGUGGACUUACCAAGUUUUCAAAAGCAACAAUAUGUGGGGUUAGAUACCGGAACGGCCACCACAUCUCAGAGAGUCAAUGCAAUGUAUUCAAAUUCAGAACAAGCAGAGUGGAAGGAACCAGGCCCUUUCCAAUACAAACAGCGCACAGACGUUGGUUUUUCAAACCAAACACAAGGACAGAACACAUGGAGGAACUACCACGCAAAUCCUGAGUCAAAGCAGCAAAGUCCUAAUCCGCAUACUCAAGGUCAGAAGUUAACAGAGAACCUACCAAAAAGUUACACAUCUGAUGGAAGCUUUUUGACCAACAACCAAGGGUCUAACAGCCACAAGCAGCAACAGGAGGAAAGUUUCCCGGGGCAAUCACACUUUGCUAGCCGAAAUAAUAGUAUUCCAGAUUGGCAGCGAACAAACUCCAAAACACCACAAACAAAUCAUCAGAGUCUAUCAGAGCAGUGUGCAAUUCCACCAAACCAGCAAGUCAAUGCCAAGUACCACAACCACACCCCGCCACAACACUUGUCUGAUCCUGACUUGCAAGAUCUAUUGACAUCCGAGUUUUUAGCCAACAAUCAGCAACAACACUGUCAACCUCAGCGCCCACUGUCCAACCCACCACAUUUUAAAGAGCAGCAAAUUAAGUCUCCAAACUACAGACCUCAUAGUCAGCCUCAGCCAGGUCAUCCACAACCUCAACAAAACCAGCCACUCAGAAAGAACCCUGCCCAAGACAAUAACCAGCACGUCCCUCGCAUCGAUUUUAACACAAAUACUUACAAUGAGACAAAGGUACAACUUCACCAAGGGCAGUUUUCUUCCAACUCAGGCAUCAAUAACCUUCAGCAAGUCCAACCACAGAGGCCUAACCACUACCACCCACUGAGCCACACAGACGCCCCAGAGUCUUCUUCAGGUACACACUCAUCACAGCUUUCUAUAAAUCAACAGUUACCAAUUCAGAGAUACCCAAAAGCCGAGCAGCAGUUAGAAUCAUCAUGCAGUCAGUUCCAAAUGGGACCUCGACUACCUCUGGGAACUGCAGGUCCCCAUGGAGACUUACAAAGGCAUGCAGCUCUACGUAUGCACCUGUUACAAAAACAAGAAAGGCACAUCCUUUCCCAGCAAAGUCAAAGCGUCGUUGACCCUAGAUAUGGCCUCAAGGCCAUAAAAACAGAAAAUGGACCCAGAUUUGAUUCACCGUCAUCAGAACUGCAUGAAAAGCAAAUGAGAAUGCAAGCGAGUGGAAUUCAAGUCAAGCAGGAAAGUCAACAAUCCAUGUGUCAACAAAGUAAACCAAACAGCAUCUUGGCCUCAAUGGAACAAAGCCUGAGGCAGUACCAACUAUCUCCAAUGUUUGAGAAAAAGUCAAUCGUCAUUAAUUCAUCAAAUAAGGUCAAGGUAGAAUCCUCUGGACCCGUAACAAUAAUUUCCACGAACACAGACCUGUGCAAAACGGAACCCUUGCCAUCCGCACCCGCCCCUGUAGCUCAGCGAAAACCACCUAAUUCUACACCCAAGAAGGAUGCCCUAUUACAAAGUUUCAUAGAUUCUCCUAUGAAGCUGUUAGACACACCGAUAAAGAACCUCCUCGACACACCAUUGAAAACCCAAUAUGAGAUUGCUUCCUGUCACUGUGUUGAGCAACUCAGUGAAAAGGAUGAAGGUCCAUACUACACCCACCUGGGAUCAGCACCAAGUGUUGCCGACAUCAGGAAGUUGAUGGAAAACAGGUCUGGACUAAGUGGGCGCUCCAUCCGAAUCGAGAAAGUAGUGUAUACUGGCAAGGAGGGCAAAAGUACGCAGGGAUGCCCCAUAGCAAAAUGGGUCAUAAGGCGAUCAAGCGUCGAGGAGAAACUACUGGUUUUAGUGCGCGAACGCAAUGGCCACACAUGUGACACAGCUUGCAUCAUAGUGGUAAUCCUGGUUUGGGAAGGCAUCCAACCAAGCCUGGCUGAUCGUCUCUACCUUGAACUCAGUGACACCCUAACAAAGCAUGGAGCCCACACACAGAGAAGAUGUGCCCACAAUGAAGAGAGGACAUGUGCAUGCCAGGGGUUAAACCCAGAGGCCAGUGGAGCAUCUUUCUCUUUUGGUUGUUCCUGGAGCAUGUACUACAAUGGUUGCAAAUUUGCUCGUAGCAAGAUACCGAGAAAAUUCAAGCUACUGGGAGAUGACAUGAGAGAGGAAGAGAGACUGGAACACAAUUUUCAAAAUCUGGCAACCUUGUUGGGUCCUUUGUAUAAAACUAUGGCACCUGAGGCUUACGGAAACCAGGUGGAGCAUGAACACAGGGCACCGGAUUGCCGCUUAGGCCUUAAGGAAGGCCGUCCAUUUUCUGGAGUCACAGCUUGUAUGGAUUUUUGCGCCCAUGCUCAUAGAGAUCUUCAUAAUAUGCAAGGGGGCAGCACUGUGGUCUGCACAUUAACAAGCCAGGAUAACCGAGAGAUAGGAAAGAUCCCAGACGACGAGCAGCUCCAUGUCCUACCUCUUUACAAGGCUUCAAACACUGAUGAAUUUGGCAGUGAGGAGGGUCAGCUAGAGAAAGUCAAGUCAGGCGCCAUUCAAGUUCUCAGUGCCUUUCGCCGCCAGGUGCGUAUGCUUGCAGAGCCUGCAAAGUCUUGCCGUCAAAAGAAGUUGGAGUCCAAGAAAGCAGCUGCCAAUAAGAAUGCCGCCUUGGAAAGCGCUAUUGAUAAGGCAGAGAAGGCCAAGUCAAAAGUUGCCCCUCACGAGAACCCUGCUACAACUGUUCCUGUUGCUGGACAUAUCCCAGGGGCUGUGGGAGCAACACUUCAACCAGGUCAACCAACACGUCCCAUUGGGGCCCAUCCUCAGCAUCUCCAGCAACAACAUGGGGGCGUUCUCCCGUCUUAUACCGGUGCACCGAAUGCAGCUAACUACCCUCGGUUUCUUAACCAACAGGGGCCUUUUCCAAGCACUUCCAAACCAGGGGCUAUUUAUUCCCAUCCAACAUCAGCACCAGCAAGCGCUUACCCUUCACCACUCCAUGCACCAAACGCCUACCUUAAUGGAUCCAACAAUUCUUAUCCAGGUUAUCAGUAUAAUGGAGGAAUGCCUGUUGAUAAAUUUCAUCCAUAUUAUGGUGCAAACUCAAAGCCUAUUGAUAUGUAUCAACAACAGCAACCAGCCCUUUAUGCCGAGCAGCAGUUUGGUGUGAAUCAGCGUUAUGAUGGCAACUACCCACCGAGGUAUGGUGAGCUUGGUAUGCAGGUCAAUGGAUACAACGCAUGCAACAUGAGGCCUGUUCAUCCAAUGAGACCGUUUAGCCAGUACGGUCCCAAUGGAAGUCCCGAUCCAAGAUUUAUGGGCCCUCUUGCAAGGGGACCACCAACUCAUGAAGGUCUUGACUACAUUGCUGCAAACAACAAUCAACUUGGAGGAUAUCCAAAUGCCUAUCUCUCCCAGAAUUCCCAAACACUACCACCGGGUCAAGAUCCUUUUCAAAAGCAAAUCAAGACAGAAAUGGGCAUGUCGGGUCCUCAGAUGAGUGGUGGGCCAUUACACCUUGAGCCACACAAAGGAUUAGCUCAGUCCAAUGGGACUCUCAUGGGGACUUGUAUUAAACAGGAGCCUGGGACGCCGCAGACACCUACAACACCACAAAAACCUGAGAUGUGGUCAGACAAUGAGCACAACUUCUUGGACCCUGACAUUGGUGGUGUGGCGGUGGCGCCCAGCCACGGAUCGGUUCUCAUCGAGUGUGCCAAAAAGGAGCUGCAUGCAACAACACCGCUAAAAAAUCCAGACCGCAACCACCCGACUCGUAUUUCCUUAGUUUUCUACCAGCACAAAAAUCUGAAUGAAGCCAAACACGGUCUCGCACUGUGGGAAGCAAAAAUGGCAGAGAAGGCCAGAGAAAAGGAGGAAGAUUUAGAACGAAACGGGGGUGAAGCCACACCAAGCAAAAGCAGCAAAAAAGGAGCCAAGCGUGAGCAUCAAGAGACGUCAGUGAAUAUUGGGGAACCUCCUUACAAACGUUUCAUCCAAGCACUCAUGGAAGGAUCAUUGUCAUGCACAACAAACUCAUAUGUAAGUUCAUCUCCAUACGCCUUCACCAAGGUCACAGGGCCUUACAGUAAGUUUGCCUGAAGUUCUAACACAAAGGCAAACUGCAGGUGCUUCAUUUCUGAUGUCUAAAACAUCUCUACUGUAACUCUUAAAAACAAAGAGCAAGCUUUACAGAAUGUUUGUUUUAAAUUUGGCAAGGCACGUUUGUCUAAAAUAUCUAAUGUCACCUCACAAAAAUACAUUUUUAUUGAACAAGACUCAAGAAUGACGUUCAAAAAGUUAGCAAUUGUUAAGCACUUCUAAUGACAAGAGGGUUAAAUAUAUAUAAGGCCUAAAUUGCACGACUUGACCAUUGAAACGCAAAGGACAUUGAUUUAAGUCUUCUUCCGAAGUAAAAUUCCAGAAUUUUGAAUGAUUUGUUAUGAGAGCAACCAAUGAUACUGUCUGUAGACACCCAGACCUUUUUUAGCUGCAAUAUACUGGUGCUUUUAUCCGCAUUCCUGAUAUUUAUACUGUUGAGCCAAUCCAAUGGUGCAAUUUUUAACAUAACAGCGUAAAAAAAAAAAAUGCUUGUUUGAUUUGAAUUGUUGCCGACUGUUAACGUUUAUGUUACAAGGCGAAACGUUGGUUGUGAAUAUUACAUGUCGUGAAAUGUCUGGUGCUUAGUUGAUUUGUUUUUAUACACUGAGACACAUGAAACAGGGUAAGCUCAGUGUCAAUUUCUGAAGGCAGCUGGAUUGCUGUGGGUUCUUUAAUUUUUAUAUUAAGAAAAACAAGUCAGAUUUGUACAGUAAAUUAAUUUUUUUAUUAUUGUUUUAGAAGUUUGUGUGGUAUUUCUCUGGGUAUCAGCUUGUUUUUUUUCUCAUUAAGGUGCUAUUCUGGAAAUAUACAAUGUGAGACUCAUUUGGACAGUGAGAACACUUUUAAAUGAUGUACAGUACAAACAUGUCAUAUACCUCAAACCCAGUUUGGCAAUAGGAUAUUCAUGUGUUUUUCUCUUCCUCUACGUAUUACUUUCUAAUCUGCAAGCCGGACAGAAGGCAGAGAGACCUUUCAUUACGUUCUCAAUAGAAGGAAUUUACUUGAACUUUCAGUUUUGGUUACUGUAAAUUCAGGGACAUUUUUCAACAAAUCAUGUGUAAUCCUCAUCCGACAUCUUUUUUCGUCCUUUUUAUCCCAAAAUGGCCAUGAAAAAAGUAUUUAUAGACAAAAGCUAUUUUGCGAGAAAUUCACCGUUUUUGUGGUUUUAGUGAACAGCCUCAUUUUGGAUUUAAAGAAUAUGCACUCAGUUGCCUAAAGGGAAAACGUAUUGUUAAUGAAAUAAAAGGCAGAUUUUAAAAGAGAUAAAUACUUGGCAGCGAGCGUCUUCAUUGCCUGUGUAUAGUUCAGUUUAUUUAUAACCACUAAGAAAUUGUAAAACGAGUCCCCUCUGUUCUGUUUGUUUUCGAUUAAUGUCAUAUAUAUUGGAACAAUUUGUUGGAAACCCCCUCCGACCCACAACAGCAUAUUUCUGAAAGCACUUCAUUUCUUUUCAGAGAAAAAAAUGUACAAAAGUAAUUCAAGAACGUUUUAUAUAGAAUGUAAAUGUGUUGAAAUAAAUUAUGUCAUAUUGUACAUACAAAAAAAUGUAACAAAGAAUUCAAAUCAUUAUUUAGUGUUCAUCUAGGUUGUUCUCUUAGCAAUUACUGUUUAUUAAACCGUCGUCUAGGCUUUCCCCCAAAUUAUUAGCAAAUUUGUGUAAAUACGAUGUGUUCACUGUCACUAGGUUUACAGUCAAGUUUCUCCAGAAAAUUUUUCAUUUUUUUAAUACAGGCAAACACAGUUUACUUCAAUGUACAGGACCCAGCUUAAGUAGCAUGUUGUGGUUUAAAUUAAGACGCAGUGAAAAAAGAGAAAAAGAAAAAAGCAUAGCCAUACUCGAAAAUGCUUUUUUUUUCUGAGUCAAUGUUACUUGAAAGAUUUCGGUCCUCUGAGUGACAGAUUUGCUCCACUUAAUCUACGCAGUUUGACACUAAAAUAAAAAAAUAGAAAGUAAAAAAAGGUAUGAGAAAAACAGUUUCCCCGCCAUUGUUUUUAUUUUCUUUAUGCUUCCAUUACUCUCAUAAAGUUUGGUAUAAUUAAACAAAUAAAAUAUGGAUGAAUAUAUCCAAUACUGUAAGUAUUGUAAUGUACUGAAUGCAGUUUAUUUGAAAGCUGUCUAUUAUCAUUCCUGAUAUUGCUGAAAUGUGGGUGUUUUUUUUAAUAAAAUUUAUAUUUAUUUGAAUCACCUGAA